UUGAGGUCGCAGCCGGCGUCCUCCGGCCUCCGGCUCUGCUGGGGCGUGAGGACGGCCUCCGCAGCCCGCUCCCACCCUGGCGCUUUCUGCAGCGGCGACCAUGGCGCGGAGAGACGCCCCGCAGGACAGCUACUACCUGGUUGGAAUCAGCUUCUUCGUCCUGGGACUUGGCACUCUCCUUCCGUGGAACUUCUUCAUCACCGCCAUCCCGUACUUUCAGGCACGCCUGGCGGGGCUGAACAGCACAGCCGAGACCCUGAGCUCCAACCACACAGGUCCCACAGACACUUUCAACUUCAACAACUGGAUGACACUGCUGUCCCAGCUGCCCCUGCUGCUGUUCACCCUCCUUAACUCUUUUCUGUACCAGUGCAGCAUUCCUGAGGUGGUGCGCAUUCUGGGCAGCCUGCUGGCCAUACUACUGCUCUUUGCCCUGACAGCAGCGUUGGUCAAGGUGGACAUGAGCCCAAGGCUUUUCUUUUCCAUCACCAUGGUUUCCAUCUGGUUCAUCAACUCCUUCUGCGCAGUGCUACAGGGCAGCCUCUUCGGACAGCUAGGCACCAUGCCAUCCACCUACAGCACCAUCUUUCUCAGCGGCCAGGGCCUUGCUGGGAUCUUCGCUGCCCUUGCCAUGCUCAUGUCCAUGGCCAGUGGUAUGGAUGCCCAGACCUCUGCCCUGGGGUACUUCAUCACACCUUGUGUGGGCAUCCUCCUGUCCAUCGUGUGUUACCUGAUCCUGCCCCACCUGGAAUUUGCCCGCUACUACCUUGCCAAGAAGUCCUCACACGUCCCAGCUCAAGAACUGGAGACCAAAGCUGAGCUCCUUCAGUCUGAUAAGAAGAAUGGGAUUCCCAACAGCCCCCAGAAAGCAACCCUGACCCUGGAUCUUGACCUUGAGAAGGAGCCAGAACCUGAAGCAGAUGAGCCUCCGAAACCAGAAAACGCUUCAGUCUUUGUUGUCUUCCGGAAGAUCUGGCUGAUGGCGCUGUGCCUUGUGUUGGUCUUCACAGUCACCCUGUCCGUCUUUCCUGCCAUCACAGCCAUGGUGACCAGCUCCACUGGCCCCGGGAAGUGGAGUCAGUUCUUCAACCCUAUCUGCUGUUUUCUGCUUUUCAACAUCAUGGACUGGCUGGGCCGGAGCCUGACUUCCUACUUCCUCUGGCCAGAUGAGGACAGCCGAUUGCUGCCCCUGCUGGUAUGCCUGCGAUUCCUGUUCGUGCCUCUCUUCAUGCUGUGCCAUGUGCCCGAGCGAGCACGGCUACCCAUCCUCUUCCGGCAGGAUGCCUAUUUCAUCACGUUCAUGCUGCUGUUUGCCAUCUCCAAUGGCUACCUGGUGUCCCUCACCAUGUGCCUGGCGCCCAGGCAGGUGCUGCCACAUGAGAGGGAGGUGGCUGGUGCCCUUAUGACCUUCUUCCUGGCCCUGGGACUCUCCUGUGGUGCCUCUCUCUCCUUCCUCUUCAAGGCGCUGCUCUGAAGGGGACAUCAGGGCUCCCCACAGCCCUCUUCUCAUUGCCCUUCUGCAACUGAGACCGACCCAGACCCAAGAGAAGGAACAGGCCAAACUCAGGCCUCUGCUGAGCCUGGGCCCUUCACCUAUAUGUGGUCAGAAUGGGCAGAAGCUGCUCUCCAUCCCCAGCUGGUGGCCACUUGUGUUCUAUAAGAAACAGCCCACCACAGGGCGUCCUGUCCUUCACCAGGGAUGGGCUAGGGUGAAGAGGGACAGGCUUUACUGAAGUGGGUGAUCAGGGAAAAGGGCACAGGGCCAGGGCUCUUCCUGCCAUAGGACUGCACCUGUUCACCCAGAAGCCACUUGCUGAGACUCAGGCGCAGAGCUGCCUACCAGUGGGGCUGCUGAGGGUGCGGCCGAUACGACCUGGGGCGGUUGGCGGGGGACAGGCAGGAGUCCCUGUGGUCCCAUCCUUCCCGCCCAGAGCCAAGCGUGCUAGGGAAGUUUUUUGGGGGGUGUCUCUGAGGGUGCUCAAAGGGCCAGGCUCUGACCCUCAAAACAGUGUUUUCAUGGCCAGCACCUAGUCCUUACUCCCCAGAGACCAGCUGGGCCCAACUUCCAGAAUGACAGCCUGCAUGUGGGGGGAGUACACUUUCCAGUUUGUAAAGGUUCUUUCCCUUCCCGCCCUCCCCAAGCCUUACUGAGGCCUUGAGAGAAGUUGAGCAGGGGUCUGUCACCCUAUUGCACAGGUGAGGAAAAUGAGUCCCAGGAGGAGUGAGUGGUCCAUGGUAGAGCAGGGACACUGGCCCCAUCUCUCCAUGCCCUGCAGGUGCUAUUUCUCCUAUGUGUCACCUGCUCCUCAAGGGGCUCAGGACAGGAGCCCUAAGCAUAUAUCCCACCUUUUCUCCCCAAUUCUUCCAGAUUGCCUGCUGCUGCUCCCAGAUCUAAUUAUAGC
Messenger RNA from Octodon degus (degu), 2402 nucleotides. It is a transcript of the gene Slc29a2, whose product is annotated as solute carrier family 29 member 2. Gene Ontology annotation, cellular component: basolateral plasma membrane; plasma membrane. Lineage: Eukaryota; Metazoa; Chordata; Mammalia; Rodentia; Octodontidae. The transcript is spliced from 12 exons. Bases 101 to 1474 code for a protein of 457 amino acids. The record is from RefSeq and is a predicted model, not a curated record. Gene Ontology annotation, molecular function: nucleoside transmembrane transporter activity. Gene Ontology annotation, biological process: hypoxanthine transport; adenine transport; guanine transport.